This is a messenger RNA of Cylicostephanus goldi, 243 nucleotides long. Lineage: Eukaryota; Metazoa; Nematoda; Chromadorea; Rhabditida; Strongylidae. The record is from the annotation of a GenBank genome assembly.
AUGCUGUUUGUCAACUUACCUCAGAGGGUCGUGAGUGCACUCGAACGGUAUGGUCGCGUUGGUGUGCAUAGCGAUGGCAGAAUGCAUGCAGUCCCUUUUGCACCGAAUGAAUUUGAAAACAUGGAACCGCGUACCAGCGGAGGCAUCAAUCCUUUGCAGCGAAGAGUUCUAAGUGCUCUGGAGAAGUCAUCUGAAGUCAUCAUAAAGAGAGACGCAAGUGACGAUGAGUUUCCUGCGGACCUG